AUGACAGCGUGGGACCCUCGGGGUGAAAAGAAGGUUAAACGCACACGUGGUAAUCCCUAUGAAAGACCGUCUAAGGGCAGUGGGCAGUACCAGACCAAACCCACGCAGGACAUUGAUCAUCAGGAGUUAGAGGAUAACCCUGAUGAUAUCGUCAAAUUUUUGGAAGCCCUUCAGGUGGGCCUCCCCUCCAACGCCGCUCAGGUCAACACUUUGGUAGGGAGCUCCCAGAUCUAUUCCACGAUAGCAGAAUCUCGGAGCCUCGAUGAUACCACCCCCGCAAGUGAAGACCACAAUACCUUGUCCGCAGAUGGCCAGAAGGGGUGUGAUACCCUCAUAGAACGACUUCCAGGCAGUAGCACAACAUCGGCAAACUCAGACGGUCAAACAGUUAACGCCUUGCGAAAAGGUAAACAGGUCAAUCGCACCCCAAUAACAAAACUUGCGGAUUCACAGCCGCUUACUGGGUUGGCCGAUGAAAGCCACUUCUUGGCGUUUGAACCCAUUGAUAUUUUGGGUGAUGUAUCAACUGAACUAGUUUGGGAGCCUGUUAACGACGAUGAGCAACCGCUGAACAGCUACAAGGGAAUCAUAACUCUGGAGCAACCACCUCAACAAGAUCAGGAGCUAGUGGACGUUGGUACCAAAAUACUCAAGGCUACCUACAGGCAAAUUCCAGAACAUGUCGUAGAGGCACUUGCUGAGGACACAGGAAGACAGAUGGCGGCAAUCUGGGACAUGGAGAUUGGCAAGAAUUCAACCAUUGACGAAUUGGAGUCUAUCGUACAGACUCUAUUAGCGAACGUCAUUCGCGAUUCGGGCAUGUACCUCAUUGGAGAAAUUGCUCAGUGGGAACCAACCAAUCCGAAGGAAGCCCUGCCAGUACCGACGACGACUGGAUCAUUGGAUACGCCGGACAUGGAAAUUGAUGAUGAUGAUAUUCUAGUUAGAUAUGCCCAGGAGCAAGAAAUUAGAGAUCGUCAUCUCGUUUCAAGCUUCCAGGAGGAACAACAGGAGCCAGAGCAAAUCGAGCUCAAUUGGAUUCAAGAACAGGAACGGCAACUCGAAGAGGGAUGCAUCUACACAACUAACCUCGUUGUCGAUAUCCUCAAUGCUGCCGCUUCUGGAGAGCUACCAGGAAUAGUCGUCCAGGAAGAGAUCUCACAGGCCCAACAAUUUGUGGACUCGGCGACAGCCUUUAUCCACCACACUGUCACCACGAACCAAGGGACGGUCGUUGAAGCCGUGGGCACGGUGCGCAAAUACUUGGUUAAUAAACUGCAAUCAGCUAGUUUGCGCAUUGAAGUCUCUUUGGCAAUGGAAGAGCAGCUUCCCAGUGCUCCUAUGGUCUCUCAUCCGGCAUAUGAGCUCCAUUAUCAGGACCCUUUGUUGGACAGCAACAUGGACGAGGUAUCAGCAUCGGCAACGCCAACUUCAACACUGCCACCUAGAUUGAUCAAACCCCCUUCAGCAUCUGCAGUAGAAGAGCCAUCAAAGACACUACCACUGCCCGAGGAAGUUGACAAUAGCUUCCACAAGGCACACCAAAAUGCUGGCCACGACCAGAAUGAGGUCGUUCGAUCCGACGGAAAUGUGGAAAAGGAGGAAGAGACACGCAUUGGAGAGGACGCUCUCCUUUGCUUGGUUCAUCCUACCCUUUCCAAUGACGUCGAGACCUCCGCCGGCGUGGACCAUGGAGAGGGCCAAUCUGGCCUGGGCCAUGGUGUGUCGGCGGAGGAUCCGCCUUUGGAAUUCGUCAAUACUCAGCCGCUUGGUCAUGGAUGCCUAAAAGCCAGUACGACGCAAGCGACAGCCUGCCCAUCGUCUGAGCCGCAGGGUAUUGAUGAACACUAG
This is a messenger RNA of Psilocybe cubensis, 1851 nucleotides long. RefSeq lists its product as uncharacterized. NCBI's taxonomy places the organism in Eukaryota, Fungi, Basidiomycota, Agaricomycetes, Agaricales, Agrocybaceae. The record is from RefSeq and is a predicted model, not a curated record. The coding region runs from base 1 to 1851 and encodes 616 amino acids. The transcript has 13 exons.